This is a messenger RNA of Protopolystoma xenopodis, 570 nucleotides long. The record is from the annotation of a GenBank genome assembly. Lineage: Eukaryota; Metazoa; Platyhelminthes; Monogenea; Polystomatidea; Polystomatidae.
AUGGGUUUUGAACAUGAUUUGCUAACUGCGGAUUCAUCUAAUUCCCAGCCGGCCCACAAGACAGCUUCACCUGGCUUAGUUUCUUCCACAGUCGGUGCUCCGGUUGCUUCUAUCAUCAAGGAGAAUUCUAGUGCUACUCUUCCUUCCCAAUCAUUGGUUCCGAGCAAAUCUAUCUCUACUAACAUUCAUAGAGUGAAGGCAGCUCGAACUGUGAUCGUGGGAUCCUCUAAAGUAAAGCGUCGUCUUGAUUCGAGGCUUAAAAACGUAAAAAAACAACAGAGUUCCAAUGGUAUACUCUCUGUGCCAAAAAACACUCUUGGUGGACGCUCACUGACAAAACACUUGAAUAAAAAGAUUGUUCCCAAAGUAAAAUCUACUGCUACAGCCUCUGCAAAUAGUGCACUGACCUCUGAUUCAGUUCAAACUACAAUAUUGAAAUCGUUAAAAAGAAAGUAUCCUAAUUCGAAGAUUCGGACCACCAAAAUACAACAGGAUUCCAGUGGUCAACUCUCUCUUUCGAAAGCCAACACUGGAGCACCUAUUCGAGUUCACAAGCAGAUUAUAAAAUAG